AACAAACUUUUCCUAUAACUUUGUCAUGUUGAAGCGUCUGUAGUGGUCUGUAGCAGGGGACCAGACAUCUCUUAACGAGGCGCAACUAGUGACAAAUGUAAACAUUUUUAUUGUUUUUCCCCAUGCGAAAACAUCAAAUUUUCGAUAAGCUUUGGUCUGUUUUGGUCCUGCUACAGUCAAUUAAAUUCAGUGUGUUUUUUUGUUGUCAUAGAAAUUAGUCAAAGAUUUAAUAGUUUAAAACAUAAAAAAAGUGUCAGUAGUUACGGAGGAGCAGUUCGCAAAUAAGACGUGUGCCCAGUUUUGGAAAUCAACAAAAAAUAGUAGAGAAUAUGUCUGAAGAUAAUUGGAAAACUCCUGAAUUACAGAAGGAAAUUGUUUCGGAAAUUGACAAAACUUUAGCUCAAUAUGGCAUUAGAUGUAUGGGAAGAACCACAGAUUUGGAAAAUAGUAUGAUUAAGAGGGCUAAAACUAUAGAGGAAUACUUGAAAUCUGUGAGAAAAUUAUUAAUCAAUUUAAUAGAAUUGAGUUCCAAAUAUGAAAAGCCUCCAUCUUCAAGUGACAUUAACACUUCAAGAAUAUUGUGAGGAAGUUUUUAAUGAAAAAUAUUGAUGAACAUCAGUAUUUAAAGCAAGAUGCUUUGAUUUUUUGAACAAGAGAGUACAAAUAAUUUAAUAUCGCAUUUAUUCAACUUCUUAUAUUUUUAUGUGUUUAUUAUCGCAAGAAUAGAAUUAGAAGUUAAUCAGUAGAUUAAAGUAGUCAUAUUUCAUCCCAACAUAAAUAGUUCUAGAUACGAUAAAAUACAGGCGUCCCUGAAUUUAUGCGGACAGAAAAUAUAAAUAAAUAACGUAGCCCAUUUUUUGCCGUGAACGUUUUACAAAAACUCAUUAUACUUGCGUAAAAUAAUGCAUUAUUUUAAUAUUCAGACGUUAGAAUCAGACGAAGUUAACAACGGUUGACAACCUUUUUACCAUACUUUUUAGAUUACAGACUAAAUUUACGCGAUUUUCAUUAUUGUAAAAAAAUCCACGUGGAACGGAUUUUUUUUUAAAGUAACGUCAAAUUAUUUAUUAAGAAAUAUAAAUAAAAAAGUUAUUGCUUUCGUUAACUUUUCUUAAUGUAUACCAAUUUUCGGACGGUGGAAGUAAGACAUAAUUUCAUUGAAAACCAACAACUUAAAAUAGUGUAUGCUACAAAUAUUACCAUAAUCAAUAAUAUUACAAUAUACCAUCAAAGACCCUUCUUCUUCUUUUAAACCUGCCUGCCUUCACUUAGCUUGUGUAAAGCAUAAUUUCGGCAACUACCGCCUAGUGAUCAUAUGCAAAUGUAUAUCACAACAGAGGACUAAAACACAUAAAGACGAUGAUCAAACCGGGACUCUGCGUUUCAGUACAGUUGGAAUGUGGUGAGUCUCGGAAGACUACACAUCCGACUGCAGACAUUAGUAAUCGGAGCUAGGCAGUUAAAUUUUGAAAUCAUGUAGAUGAAAAAAUGAAGUUCCAUAUUUGUGCUGUGUUGAUCAUCGGUUAUUAAAAUAUGUAUAGGAAUAUGGUCAUCGUAACAAAAUCAUUAUGUUUAUUUGAUUUUCGGUACAAAUUGUAUACUAUCAAAUUUAAAUUGCAUAGUACCUUCGUUACUUUGUAUAUGAAAUUGCUUUUAAUAUUAUGAAUUGUUCAAUUUCAUAUCAAGUGGACAGUA
Molecule: messenger RNA, 1695 nt
Organism: Nicrophorus vespilloides
Lineage: Eukaryota; Metazoa; Arthropoda; Insecta; Coleoptera; Silphidae
Product: mediator of RNA polymerase II transcription subunit 15-like
Exons: 3
Coding region: 330-584 (84 amino acids)
Biological process (GO): regulation of DNA-templated transcription
Molecular function (GO): transcription coregulator activity
Source: RefSeq, a predicted model, not a curated record